Linum trigynum is the source of this 1201-nucleotide messenger RNA. The record is from the annotation of a GenBank genome assembly. Lineage: Eukaryota; Viridiplantae; Streptophyta; Magnoliopsida; Malpighiales; Linaceae.
CCCAAAACAAUAAGUUUCAUAUGAUCCAUUGAUCGAUUCGUGACCGAAAUGGAUCGAAGGAAGAAGAAGUAUGGCGGGAAUCAGGAAGCAGCUGCAGCCAGUAGUACUGAAAUGGGAGUGGACGACGAUGAUAAUGGGUUCCCGGUGUAUUCAGCCAGAUCUCAGCUGGAUUUGGAUGUGAUGGUCUCCGCUCUCUCUCAAGUCAUCGGCAGCUCUUCAUCGUCAGUUGAUGGCCGCCGUGUUGUUCAACCCUACCAUCAAGAAGCAGCUGCAGGCCAUCCUCCUCAACAGCUUCCGCCGCCUGUCCAAGAUCACGAUCAAGCAGGCGGAGACAACACCAGAAGGCGGCACUACAGAGGUGUUCGGCAAAGGCCGUGGGGGAAAUGGGCGGCGGAGAUCCGAGACCCCAAAAAAGCAGCCCGAGUUUGGCUGGGCACCUUCGACACCGCCGAGGCGGCCGCGCUAGCCUACGACGAGGCCGCCCUCCGCUUCAAAGGCAGCAAGGCCAAGCUCAACUUCCCCGAGCGCGUCCACCUCAACCCUUCCCACUCCGGCUACCUCACCAACCGCCAACCGCCGACACCUUCUUAUAAUCUCGCCGGUGGCCGCGGCGGUGCUGUUCAGCUUCAUAACAGUAGUCAAGUCUAUCAUCCCAGCUUGUAUCCUCGGCCUCCUCAUCAUCCUCCUCAGCAGCAGCAGCAGUUUGUUCAGAGCGGUGGUUAUGGCUUCACCUACUCAUUCGGUGGCCAGCCGGCUCCGACGACGGGGUACCAGCCUUUCCCGACAACGAUAUCGGCUAUGUCUUCCACGUCAGCGUCCGAAUCGCUGCACCAACAACGACAGCAACAGGAGGAGGAGCUAUGGAGGCCGUUUUCCAUGCACUUCGGGAGUGCUGCUCAUAAUAAUUACACCUCUUCUUCUUCCUCCUCUUCUUAUCCUCCUCCUCCUUAUGAUGGUAUGGAUUUUGACUAGUGUUCGUACUGGUGGUGGGCGGUUGAUGAUUGGGAUUCUUUUCUCUCAUUUUUUUUUUUUUUUUUGGUUUUGGGUAUUUUGCUAUUUAGUUUUUGCUCAAAUUGAUCUUCCUGUUCUACUUCUGCAUUUCAUUCUCCAAUGUUUUUUUUUCUCUUUCGUCAUGGUGUGCUAUUUCUUCAUCAAUUAUAAUUGGAAGUACUAUGUAUCAAUGCGUUGUAAUGCAUGUUGA